Molecule: messenger RNA, 1463 nt
Organism: Drosophila elegans
Lineage: Eukaryota; Metazoa; Arthropoda; Insecta; Diptera; Drosophilidae
Product: alpha-tocopherol transfer protein
Exons: 5
Coding region: 136-1014 (292 amino acids)
Cellular component (GO): membrane
Molecular function (GO): phosphatidylinositol bisphosphate binding
Source: RefSeq, a predicted model, not a curated record
AAUUAGCGUCGCACAGACGCUCCAAACUCAAUUGUCCCCUCUCGCUCGCGCUCCAUCCGCUGUCUCGCUCCCUCGCGGAAGUCCGAUAGUUCCGAUAGUUCUUGUGGGUGCAACGGUAAAUUUAAAACCUGCAAAAUGGUGCAAUCAAACGAGAAAAACGAGGAUCAACUGAUGGCCAAACGGAUUUCGGAGCUGCAGGAGUGGCUCAAAUCGCAGCCGCAAUUACCGCAGAAUAUAUCCCGACUGCUGCUGCGCCGCUUUCUGCACACGACCCGAAAUGAUUUGUCCGCCGCCCAACGACUCUUGGAACUCAAUUACGGACUGCGAAACAAGCAUGCCCACAUCUUCAUCGAUCGCGAUCCGCUGGACGACAGUUCCCAGCAGCUACUGAAAGUCGCAGAUCUGGUGCCGUUGCCCGGUUUGACACCGGAAAAUAACAAGCUGCUUUUUUACCGCCUGAUCGACUUCGAUGCGGACAAAUUCAACUUCACGGCUGCGAUCAAGGUGUUCUUCAUGGUGGCCGACUGUCGCUUCGCCACGGAGGAUGAGGAGCGUUUGUCGGAUGGGGAGAUACCGGUCUUCGACAUGGCCGGCUAUACGCUGCGUCACCUGACCAAGACGGCCUUGGGAGCGCUGCGGGUCUACAUGAAGUUCGUCCAGGAGGCGCAUCCUGUGCGGCUCAAGGAGAUCCACGUGAUCAACUGCCCCUCGUUUGUGGACAAGGUCAUGGCCGUGGUUCGGCCGUUUAUCAAGGGCGAGGUCUUCAAGCUGAUCCACUUCCAUUUGCCCGAUUCGGAGACCCCAUACCGUCACUUUCCGCGCUCCAUGUUGCCGGAGGAGUACGGCGGCGAGGCGGGAAAAAUGUCCGAUCUGAAGCAGCAGUGGAUGCAGUUGCUCAAGGAGCAGAGGGACUAUCUGAUGGAUUCGGAGAACUGGCAGAUAAACAAGAACAAAAAGCGAAAAUCCAGCGACUUGGCAGUUACACAAAGUCUACGCUCCCUUGAAAUUGAUUAGUCGCCGCGCGCACAACUGUACCUUAAUAUUUGUGGCCUUUUUACGAUUUUCACCUUCUCCUAGAUUUUACUAAAGUGAAGUCUAAUUUGAUCUGGAUUUGAACUCAACGCAUUUAAAUUUGAAAAUCUUACAAAACAUAAUUACUUCUGAGAAACUUUUCACUAGACUAGUUUUUGACAAUGUCUUAAACUCUUAAAUCCAAGAAUUUUGUGGGAAUCCAGUUUGAUUGCUAUUUUUGCCCUUCGCUGAAACCAAUUAGAGCUAUGGUUUCAUAAUCCCAAAUUGGAAAGCAAAUCAGAAAUGAUAGGCUUUAGGCACUUUUUGCCGAAUAUUGGUGAAUGUGAAAGUCGGAUAAGGCCCAUUUGUAUUGUAUUGUAUUUUUGUUUUGUUCUCGUUCCACUUCCCAGCUGGGCUUGGGUUUAUGUAAAUAUAUGUAUGCUAUGCUUAAA